Molecule: messenger RNA, 1068 nt
Organism: Ixodes scapularis (black-legged tick)
Lineage: Eukaryota; Metazoa; Arthropoda; Arachnida; Ixodida; Ixodidae
Exons: 2
Coding region: 28-1068 (346 amino acids)
Source: RefSeq, a predicted model, not a curated record
CGUAGCGAGAUCUGUGAUUUUUUUUUAAUGUCAAAACUAAUGUAUGCCUUACAAGUAUUACAUUGUAGCCGUUCAAAAGUACAAGCUUUCCACAGAAUUUUUGCGACCUUCAUCUGGAGCUCACCUUGGGAACGGAUGAAGCGUGACAACUUAUUCCUUUCGUUGGAAACUGGCGGCUUAGGUCUGGCACAUUUAUUCAUUCGACAGCUCGUUUCGCGACUAUUUUUCUUUAGGAAUUUAUCCCAUCCUUUUCUGCUUACCGUAGUUCAAAGAAAACUAGCACAUCACUUGCCCUUCAUGAUCAUUUCAACAACAAAUUCUACCCCAGGCAAACUCUGGGGAUUUUGGAAGGAGAUAGUCGAUACCUUCAUGUUUCUAAAAGUCCGCUUCUCGCUAGAAUUCCUUUUUGAGGUAUCAAGAAGAAGACUAUCACAAGCCCUAAUUGAAAGUGUCUUUCCUGUUCCCCUAUACAGAACACGGUUUAGCGAUUGUGAAGGACGCAAUGUUAUAAAACGAGUGAAACGAAUGUGCGUAUCUCCAAGUGCUAAAACAUUUUUCUUUAAGUUGCACACAUCAACGCUUCCAGUAAAAUGGUGGCUCCAAGAGCGUGGUUUUUUCGUACCGUGGUCGGUUGAUUGUCGUUUAUGCCACCGACCAGAAACCAUAGAACAUUGCUUUAUCUACUGUACAGAUGCAGUUUUCUUCUGGGAUGUCCUUCAACGAACUCUUAAAAAGGACAUAGACUUUACAGACCAUAGUAUUCGCUUUCUAUACGUCCCCACCGAAACAAACAUUCCUUAUGAUUUAUUCAUGCUGAUAGGCCUACACAGCCUCUGGAGAUGCCGGAUGAUUGACAGGAAUGCAGACACACCACGAACCACUAAAUCCAUUUUUCUAGAAGAAAUAUCUAAAGUAAGAAGUGUUUAUGAAGCUCACCAACCGGUGCCUGACUGGUUUCCUCUUUUUGAUGCGUGCUUAAGACUUCCAGAUUUUCAAUAUCUGGAAAUGUUUGAGACUAUUGCGUACCUGAAACGUUGUUUGUUAAUGUUUGUGAAGUGCCAUGAGUGA